GCUGCUAAGCUCUCGAACAGCGAAAGCUUACCUAUUUUCGAUAACCUGUUUCUAGGAUUUGAGAUCAAUAUCAUGAGUGGCUGUUGUUGGAAGUACUUCGGUUCGCGGCAUUCGUCAGAUCGAAUCAUGUCGGGAAACACUGCGGGCGUCAGGGUGCAUGUGUGCAGUUAUAAUGUUGGGGGUCACUGCCCAUCAGAUGAUCUGGACUCUUGGUUGGGUCUCGGUGGACCUGAAGCUGACCUGCCUACAGUUGUGGCUGUUGGGCUUCAGGAGAUGUCAGAAAAAAAUGAUUGGUCAGUGGAGCUUCUCAAGGUCUUCCAUAAAAGGAACUAUGUCAGGGUUAAAAUGCGAACGUUAGGAUGGCUGUUGCUGGUUGUUUUUGUCAAACGGGAUAAUCUCAAGGAUAUCGGGAAUGUCGAGUCAGAAAGAACACGGACAGGCUUCGGCUACGUUGGAGGAUUGACGGCGAAUAAAGGUGCGGUCAGCAUCCGAAUGGAUCUGUUUGGGGCAGACAUCAUCUUCGUCAACAGCCAUUUUGCUGCCCACAUGGACAGUACCGAAGACAAAUUAGAGAAAACCGUCAAACACUCUGUUUCGGACUACCACAGUAUUCUAAAAGCACAGACCUUCCGUGAUGAGGACGUGGACUAUCUGCUGGAGCAUGACUAUGUCUUUUGGAUGGGUGACCUGAACUUUCGCCUCGAUACGCUCUCAAAGGAAGAUGUCGAGCUGAAAAUCACUGAAGGAGACUUGAAGUCAUUAUGGCCACAUGAUCAGUUGAACAAAGCACGAGAGAAGAAUUUGAUAUUUCAUGAUUUUGAGGAAGGUCCUCUGAACUUUCCUCCAACGUACAAGUUUGAUAGGAAGACAGAUCUGUAUGAUACAAGUUCUAAAAAGCGUAAACCAGCCUGGUGCGAUAGAAUAUUAUGGAAGGUCCUCAAGAAUUCGCCAAAGGGAACAGCAUUUAGUGCUCGGCAGCUUUCAUAUCAUAGUCAUCCACAGUAUCAACAAAGUGAUCACAAGCCAGUCAGUGGACUCUUUGAAAUACAGCUGCUGAUUGAAGCGCCCCUUCUUCCUGUACAGUUCCACCCAAUCAAGUCAUGGAGCCAAGAAGAACAGGCGUCGGCUUUCUAUAAAUACGUCAGCCAGUUAGAAGUGACCAAGAAUGACUGGAUUGGAAUAUUCAAGCAUGACUUUCGGCACUUCGGUGACUACGAAUGUCGUAAAUACGUCGCUGGCAAUAAGGAACGUAUCAAACAAGGGAACCAGCUACAGAUUGUGUUCAAUGACAGCAGAGUGGAUCAGCUGGAUGGCAAAUAUAUCCUCGCCUACUUCAGUAAGAAGAAAAACUGUCUGAUGGGGUACAGCAAUGUAUUCGAGGUUCAGCCAAGGCAAAAGAAACCUGAACCAAGUCCAACUCCGAGGAAGAAGUAUGAAAAGAUAUCCAAGGAUAUGGAGGACUACCGUGUACUUGCUGAGAAGGGACUUGUGCCGAUACGAGUGAGGAUUUGUACGUGGAACGUGUCUUUCCAGGGUCCUCCCAAUGAUAUGAAUGAUUGGCUGGGCCUGGAUCAGGAUACACUUCCAGGGGUGGUGGCUAUAGGUUUGCAGGAAAUGGAGGACAGGCAUGUUUGGGCGGACGGAUUGUUGGAUGUCUUCUCUGAGAAAGAUUAUGUGUUGGUGAAAAGCCGUGAUUUGAUGUGGCUGCUGCUGCAUGUGUAUGUGCACAGAAGCUGUCUACAGGGUGUGACAAAUGUUGAAUCGGAGAGAACAAAGACAGGCUUUGGUGGACUUAUGGCCAACAAAGGAGGUGUGAGCGUGCGUAUGGAUCUGUGCGGCAUCGACACAAUAUUCGUCAACAGCCAUUUUGAAGCCCAUCUGGAUAACGUGAACAUGAGGAUUGAUGAUUACAAGGAUAUCAUCAAGGAUAUGACCUUCAGAGAUCCAGACACUGAUCGACUGCUCGACCACAUAUAUGUGUUCUGGAUGGGGGACCUCAACUUCAGAAUCGACACGUUCGAUAAAGCCGAGAUAGAACGGCGAAUUACGAGAGGGGAAUAUGAGUCUCUACUUCCUUUUGAUCAGCUGAACAAGGCACGAGAGCAAAAUGCAAUCUUUGAUGGCUUUAAUGAGGGUGCUAUAUCAUUUCCACCAACUUACAAGUUCGACCCUGGAAGUAACUUGUACGAUACAAGUGUCAAGCAACGGAAGCCAGCAUGGUGUGACCGUGUCCUCUGGAAGGUGAAGACUGACCCAGAGAAUCUCGUCAACUUUGAAGUGAAGCAGCUGUUGUAUUCCUCCUUCCCAUGUCAGCAGAUGAGCGACCAUAAACCAGUCAGCUCAGAGUUGGAAGUAUUAGUUUUAAAGGAGCCGCCACAACCACCUGUGAAGUUCUUUGAGGUGGAUGACUGUCAUCUCGGAGAUGAUUUGAGGGUUGAAUUCUGUUAUGACGAAAGUGAGGACCAGAUCCACAUCUCUAGUCAGGACUGGGUUGGCUUAUUCAAGGCUGAGUUUUCCUCCUUCGAUGAAGCCCUAAUUCAUGAGCGAGCUUCAGGGAAAGACAAAUGCAAGCAGCAACAUGUGAAAUUCUCCAAGCAGGAUACAGAAACUCUCACGCCGGGGAAGUUCAUCCUUGCUUACUUCAGUAAGAAGAAGAACUGUGUUGUUGGAUAUAGUAAUUACUUCAUGAUCAAACCUUCUGGGAAAUCAAGGACUAAAUAGUAACAAAACAAAAGAGGACUUUGACCUGAGAACCUGGAUUUUUGACUUGUCUCUCUUUGUUAGGUGCCCUUCUGGAUGGAAGAGGUUGAUAUGUAGUGCAAAAUGUUUCCCCGAAUUGGUGUUAUAACACGCCAGUUGGGAAUCUUUGCUUCACUGCUUAGUACAUGUAUGGAUAUAUUUCUGUAUUUCUAGAUGAAAUCUCAGUGAGACACUUAAGAAUGACAUAAUUCGUUUGAAAUUCAUACACUUUGUUGUACAUAUUUUUAACUGUUACACCAUUUGUAUGUAUUCAAAUUGAUUUGUAUAUCUAAUCUGAGUAUGAAAUUUGAAUCAGAAAUCAUAGUUUAAACUGCAACAAUGAAGUUGAAUUUCUAUACCUGGGCAGCAGACAUUUUCGUGAAAAAAACCAAAGAAUUAUUUAGCAUAUAUUGUAAAAUAUCUAAUUUUUCAUAGAGAUUUUAUGUGUCCUUGUACAUGUGCUCCUGGUAUUAUGAUUUGAUAUUGUUUUGUAAUCAUCAGAGAGAAGUAAGUGUAGUCUCUGUGUGUAGUGUGGUUAGAAAAUACUACUUGUUUUCAUGUCUUGUUGUAUGUGAUUCUACUGUGUAAAGACAUAGCUAUGCAUGUGCAUGUGCAUGUGCAUGUGCAUGUGCAUGUGCAUGUACAUGUGCAUGUACAUGUACGUGUAUUAGUGGAGAAGUUUUGACAGUAUAGCUGUUAAAUUCGAAACUUUGCUGUUAGAAAAUUGGUAUGAGAGAUAUGAUGAACAGCCAGUAAACAACUGGUUGAAACGUCAUAGCCUCAAGAGAACUAAUUAGUCAAUCAGUAUGAUAACCCAUGUCCAAGGAAAUGGUGGAGGGUUGACUUUGGUCCAUGCUAACAAAGUGCAAUUAUUUUUCCAAAUAAGACUGUUUUGUGUUCAGUAGAAUUUAUACUUAGUGGUUCUUUGUCAAAUCGAUGUUAUUUGACAACUGAGGACUGUGUUUAUAGUGGAAGUGGUUAUGCAAACUUGGGGGGGGGGGGGAGGCAGGUUGUUGUAGCCACUGCUGAUACUCCAAUUCUACAAUUCUCUAUUGUAAGUGUAUUAUCAGAAUUUGACACCAUGACAAUACUUUCAUAACAGCUUGUAACUCAGAGCAGCAUGUCGCUAUUGUGAUGUGGCUUUUAUUUAUAGAUUUUGCUUGUUACAGUUUAUGGUGGAGAGCACUUUUUUUAUGUUAUACAAUAAACUAUAUUAUAUAUCUAUCAA
This is a messenger RNA of Lineus longissimus, 3967 nucleotides long. RefSeq lists its product as uncharacterized. Gene Ontology annotation, biological process: phosphatidylinositol dephosphorylation. The coding region runs from base 73 to 2721 and encodes 882 amino acids. The transcript is spliced from 21 exons. The record is from RefSeq and is a predicted model, not a curated record. Gene Ontology annotation, cellular component: plasma membrane; ruffle; cytoplasm. Lineage: Eukaryota; Metazoa; Nemertea; Pilidiophora; Heteronemertea; Lineidae. Gene Ontology annotation, molecular function: phosphatidylinositol-4,5-bisphosphate 5-phosphatase activity.